Messenger RNA from Punica granatum (pomegranate), 1640 nucleotides. The record is from RefSeq and is a predicted model, not a curated record. NCBI's taxonomy places the organism in Eukaryota, Viridiplantae, Streptophyta, Magnoliopsida, Myrtales, Lythraceae.
CUCUCUCUCCCUCUCUCUCUCUCUCUCUCUCUCUCUCUCUCUGUUUCUCUCUCUUCCUUCUCUCUCUCUCUCUCUCUCUCUCUCUCUCUCUCUGCGAGUGCGCUUUCGAUCCUUCUCUCUCCCCUCGAAACGGAAAUGCGAGCCCUAACUUCCCAGAGGAACCGUCGAAUCACAUGAAUUCUCCUGCCCCGCAAUCCAUACUUUUGUCGGUGAAUUGUUGAGUUGAUUGCGCGGCAUUGUCUUCUCUCUGCACAGCACAGGCCGGCGGUUCCGAUCACAAUCUGGGAAGGAAGGGGCUAGGAGGAGCUCAAUCGGCACGCAUCGGUAUGUCAUCGCUACAAUUUCCUGGGAUACUGAUCUUUAAAGGCUUGCUCGAGUCCAAUAGCAUAGCUUCUCAUAGAUUUGCAUAAUUUCAAGAAGCUUAGAGUGGGUAAGAAGUUGCAGCCCAGCAUUUCUCAGGGAUCAGUAUUCCGUCAAAUUUGUGUAUGGUGCAUUCAGUAAUUACAGAGGUUACAUUACUCAUAAUUGUGCCCUGGCUUCCGAGUUUCCAUCUCUAGCCCACCUAAAUCCGCCUGCUCUGAUAUUGCCGAUACCUUGGUGGUACUGGUGGGAGGAUGGCUAUACGUUCCGAAGAGGAGCAAACUGAGGAUUACCUCUUCAAGAUAGUUUUGAUUGGGGAUUCAGCUGUUGGGAAAUCGAAUUUGCUCGCCAGAUUCGCGCGAAAUGAAUUCUAUCCAAAUUCCAAAUCUACUAUCGGGGUAGAAUUUCAAACUCAAAAGAUGGAUAUUAAUGGGAAGGAAAUAAAGGCACAGAUUUGGGACACGGCUGGUCAGGAAAGAUUCAGGGCUGUCACAUCUGCAUAUUACCGAGGAGCAGUUGGAGCGCUUUUGGUGUAUGAUAUUAGUAGACGCCAAACUUUUGAGAGUGUUGGUAGAUGGCUUAACGAACUUCAUACUCAUUCUGACAUGAAUGUGGUAACGAUUCUUGUCGGGAACAAGUCAGAUCUUAAGGAUGCGAGGGAGGUGACCACUGCUGAAGGAAAAUCGCUGGCUGAGGCCCAGGGUCUCUUCUUCAUGGAAACCUCAGCUCUCGAUUCCUCAAAUGUCUCUGCUGCCUUCCGAACAGUGGUUGAAGAGAUCUACCACAUACUGAGCCGGAAAGUUAUGGCUUCUCAUGAACUGAAGAAGCAGGAUCCUGCAUCACUGAGUAACGGAAGGACCGUUGUCAUACAGGGAGAAGGAAGCAAUGAAGCGGAUCAGGCACAGAAGAAAGGUGGGUGUUGCUCAUCCUAGUCUCCUCAAAAUGCAAAGAAACUUCAACGAUUAUGAGUUCCUUCUGCUUGCUCUCCUAUGGCGCUUCAUCUGCUUGCCAGCCGCUCAAGCUUUCAUUCAUUUCUUCUUCGUCUUCUCCGAGUGCCCUGUAUCUCAGUCGUGUUGAAUUAUAACGACUAAAAGCGACACUUUGUUUUAUGAGAUGUUGAUGGGUCAAAGAGGUGGGGAGAGGGGGAUACUGAAGAAGGUGGAAGGAUUGUGUAUCUUGUGUGGGAGGAUUGAACAAAGUUUGGUAUAUGACAAAAAGUAUUGGCAAUUUCUGGUGAUCUGCUCUGUUUUUUGUUUUAAGGAUCCUUUGCUUGUACAGAA